This is a messenger RNA of Drosophila obscura, 659 nucleotides long. It is a transcript of the gene Obp69a, whose product is annotated as general odorant-binding protein 69a. The record is from RefSeq and is a predicted model, not a curated record. Gene Ontology annotation, biological process: sensory perception of smell. NCBI's taxonomy places the organism in Eukaryota, Metazoa, Arthropoda, Insecta, Diptera, Drosophilidae. The transcript is spliced from 5 exons. The coding region runs from base 38 to 484 and encodes 148 amino acids. Gene Ontology annotation, molecular function: odorant binding.
AGCAGCCUCAGUCAAGUGGCGAAAUUUGUCCGGCACAAUGGCCUCCUCCUGGAAUGUUUGCCUUAUUCUGGCCGCACUCAUCGCAUACGACUCGCUGGCACCGAGCCAAGCGUUUGAGCUAUCCCCGGUGAUGAAAAAGCAAAUAGCAAAGCUGAAGACACGCUGCAUUAACCAGACAGGAGCAUCCGAAGAGCGAAUGAUCCAGGCGCAGAAGGACCAGGUAUUGCCCGAUGAUCCAGCCUUUAAAUGCUUUCUACACUGCAUGUUUGACAUGUUCGGACUGAUCGACAGCAAAAACGUAAUGCAAUUGGAGGCUCUGAUCGAAGUCCUGCCUGAAGAGGUUCACCCCAAGAUCAACGCAUUAGUUGGAGCCUGCGGCACCCAGAAGGGAACUGAUGGCUGCGACACUGCUUUUCAAACCGUCAAAUGCUAUCUCAAUGUGAACAAAGAGUUCAUCACGGAGCAAAUAAUGAACUCAAUGUAAUAGAAGUUCUCACACACCUGUACAGAUCGCGAUCCACAAUCCCCAGGAGGAGCAGACACCGCAGGAUGCGCAGUGCCUCGACCUGAACGCGUACCAUCUUGCCCUGCAAAACGAGAGAGACAUUUCAUUAUUUAGAUCAACAAAUCAAUAAAAGUUUGGCUAAAAUUCAUACAAA